CAAUAGGACUGGAUGUUUUGUGUAGCAUGUCCGAUGUUUCCACAAUGACCAUACUUUGAUAAGGAAAUAUCGGCGAUAAAGUAGUCAACAAAACCAGGCAGCCAUGUUGUUUUUAAAAUUAGUUCAGUGAAAUGCAGCUGUGAAGAGGAGCGAUAAAAGAUGAUCUACCUAUUUUUUCUCCCACUUCUGCUAAAAAUUGGAGCCACCCAGAAUCCAUCGAACAUAACGGAAUGUUACUUCGAUUCCAAAUCCCCAACGCGAACCUUCCAUUCCCUAGUCGAGUAUCAAGGUUCAAAAAACAGUUUCAAGCUCCAUCAUCCGGGUUAUGAAGGAAACGUCGUUAAUUUUGAUUUCAAAGCCAUCGACACACUUCCCAAAAACUCCUUCAUAAGUUUCGAUUCAGAUUACAUCAUCAAGCUCAUUCUGGACCAUAAAGGAAUCCAAACCGUCGAUAUCGGAGCUUUCGCCGGUCUGUAUUGCCUCCACGAACUUGACUUGAGCUUCAACAACAUAUCUCGUUUGAUGGAAGGUUCUUUCGAGAAUUUGGAGAAUUUGAUCAAACUGAAUUUGAGCCACAAUCACCUGGGAGAUUUUCCUGAGAGCGGAUUGACGUUCUUCACUCUCAAGGGAUUGAGGGAUUUGAAUUUAGCCCACAACGAAAUAUCGAACUUGGAUAGGUACUCUUUCAUACCGCUGGAAAAGUUGGAGAGGUUGAAUCUCGGUUUCAACAGGAUAAUGCAUAUCAACGACGGACUUUUCUUUCACCUCAGCUUUCUUGAGGUUCUGGAACUGAAUAACAAUUACUUGUUUGAGGUGAGUCCGGAGAAUUGGAGGGGACUUAUCAGUCUGAAAAUAUUGAAUUUGGCUGAGAACUUUCUGAUCAGUUUUGACACCACCGAUAGCUUCAGCUUCGUACACUUGAACACCUUGAAUCUCAGCGGUAACUCUCUCAGGCAACUCAACGUGUUAGGCUUGAGGAAACAUCUACCAGAACUGGAGUUGUUGGAUAUCAGCGAGAACAACUGGUUUUGCGAGGACUUGGAAAUCGUCAAGCAUCAUCUGAAAGACUCCAGGAUAAGUCUGUCGAACUCCGUGAACUGUAGCGUUGUUAGAAAGACUUACGUGAAGUCUUUAACGACCGACUCUACUUCCACCAGGUCUUCGACUCCAACGCCCGUAAUGUCUACUCAGCGGGACUACGCCAAGGAGGUUUUCUUGCAGAACGGAGAAAUUCUGGUGGCCAAUAAGAAGUUGGAGGGUAGAGUCAACAACAUCGAAGCUCUGAUCGUUUGGUUGUUUGUGCUGUGCAUGUUAUUUAUCAUGUUGGAGAUGAUCUUUAGAAUGGGGUUGUUCAGGCGUUGUAGCAACUGGUGUUGCCCCGUGGUUUUGAGACAUAAUUAUUCAGAUUCGAGCGAUGCUGAAACCGUUCUGUUGAUGAGAGGGAUGAAUUCAGAUCCGUGAUAGAUUCAGUAACGGUUCAUGUAUCCAGCCAGGAAGGGAAGUCAUGUGAUAUGUGUAUGUGAUACAGAAAAAUUUUGAAAAUUCGAAAGGGAAUUCAAUGGACAAAUGGCUUAUUAUACCACGUUCACGUACUUUGAAGAUGAUCGAAAAUUGACGUGAAUUUCAACGUUCUGACUACAUACAGGGUGUUUCCUAAUUGCGUUGAAGAAAUGUAUAGGCAUGUUCAGGAGUUAAUUUCAUGAAAAAGGAUACAUUGUUUUCAAGAUACAGGGUGUUGAACUUUUCUAAAAAAAUAUCUUUGAAUGCAUGUCUUCAACUGAAGAAACUGCUAUGUUGUGAAACGCAUCUUUAGUAAAAUUCCUAGUCAAUAAUUAUUAUUGUGGAUAAUGUUAUCAAUUUUCAUCAAAUAACUGGUCAAUGUAUAUUAUAUACGAAGUCUGUUCGAAUGACAUGAAAACUAAGUAGUUACCGAACGUCUGCAGUUUCCUUGUAUGGCAUGGGCGGCGUGGUAUAAUUACGAGAUCCAUUAGAUGAGGCCCAGACCCGGUACAUUAGUCUUUUAUUUAGCGAUUGAAUUCGUAUAGACUAUAAUCAUAAUGAGAAAUAAUUGAUUAUAGUAUCGAUCAACUGUUGAAUAGUUGAUAUAUCAGGUGAUAUUCAAGUUUGGUUUUGAGUCGAGUAAAUUUAUUGCAUAAGUUUUUUCCACACCUCAGAAUUGUAACACUUAUACCAACUUUGUUGGUGUCAGCAGGAUAUGAUAUAAAGUUCGAACUAUCUUUCGAAGAUACCAACUAGGUUAGUGAAGAGCGCGUCGAGAAAAGUGUGUUACAGUUGUAGUGUGUGAAAAAAAUAUUCUUGUUGGAAACCAACGUUUGUUGAGGUUUUGGAUAGGUAUGAUUUUUUUUAACAAUGUAAGGAAUAUGAUAUUAACAAUGACACUUUUGUCUAUUGACAAAUUCAUUUGAACAGCAAAUCAAUGACUGCCAAAAUAUUGUGUUUUGCGAUGUGCGAAUGAAUGUCCAUUUAUAAUGAGAAAAAAUUUUUUUUGGACUUCGCCGAUACCACUUAUUCUUUUUAAGUUACUCAAUAUGACAUAUAGAACUAACUUUUUGCAAUAUGUUUGCCGACUCAAUAAAGAUGUGUAAUUCCAAAUGAUUGAAAUCCUCAUUUGCAGAAUGCUUUUUUUGUAUAUUUCAACAACUAUGCACUGACUAUUUUUUAUGUCACAAAAACAGAUAUUUCUACUAGUAUUUCAAAUUGAGGAUAGUCUUUUUGGAAUCGAUUGAAAUUCAUUUUAUGUACCUGUUACUUGCACUAAUAUUUUGUGUAAAUAAAUAGUACAAUCUGGAAA
Molecule: messenger RNA, 2812 nt
Organism: Leptinotarsa decemlineata (Colorado potato beetle)
Lineage: Eukaryota; Metazoa; Arthropoda; Insecta; Coleoptera; Chrysomelidae
Molecular function (GO): protein binding
Source: RefSeq, a predicted model, not a curated record